Hylaeus volcanicus is the source of this 2994-nucleotide messenger RNA. RefSeq names its product phenoloxidase 1-like (gene PPO). Bases 88 to 1950 code for a protein of 620 amino acids. The record is from RefSeq and is a predicted model, not a curated record. Lineage: Eukaryota; Metazoa; Arthropoda; Insecta; Hymenoptera; Colletidae. The transcript is spliced from 9 exons. Gene Ontology annotation, molecular function: oxidoreductase activity.
GCAACCGAAGUAUUCAACCGCUUCGGCGAGGAUGCAGAUUCAAAACUCCAAGUGAAGCAAAUCACUCUUCCAGAUCUUAGCGGACCUAUGCAGCUGGGACGUCGAGAACCAUUUUCGCUAUUCAUUCCUGCGCAUCGAAAAAUUGCUGCUCAACUUAUAGACAUUUUCAUGGGAAUGAGGACAUACGAGGAUUUCUUAUCCGUUGCUGUUUACUGCCGUGAUCGUUUGAAUCCGAAUAUGUUCAUUUACGCACUUUCUGUAGCAAUAUUACAUCGUCCUGAUACAAAGGAUCUACCGGUACCACCGUUGACCGAGAUAUUUCCAGAUAAAUACCUCGAUGGUGCUAUUUUUUCGAGAGCUAGAGAGGAAGCCAAUGUUGUUCCCGCUGGUUCAAGGAUACCAAUCGACAUCCCAAGAGAUUACACCGCAUCGGAUCUCGAUAUGGAACAUCGUGUCGCGUACUGGAGGGAAGACAUUGGGAUCAAUCUCCAUCACUGGCACUGGCACUUGGUCUACCCAUUCGAAGGACAGAGAGUAAUUGUAAACAAAGAUCGACGUGGAGAGCUAUUUUACUACAUGCAUGAGCAAAUUAUGGCUAGAUACAACUGUGAACGUUUGUGCAAUCGACUGGGACGUGUAAAGCGCUUCGUCGAUUGGCGCGAGCCAAUCCCUGAGGGUUACUUCCCAAAAUUAGAUUCCAUAGUUGCUGGACGUACAUGGCCAGCUCGUCCAAGUGGCGCUGUUCUCAAGGAUAUCGAUCGACCAGUGGAUCAAUUGGAUUUCGACAUUCAGGAUUUGGAAAGAUGGAGGGAUCGUAUUUAUGAGACGAUUCAUACAGGAUCUGUAAUCAACACGAGAGGGGAAAGGAUACCGUUAACAGAAAAGGAUGGAAUCGACAUACUAGGAAAUAUAAUGGAGGCCAGCAUCCUGUCUCCUAAUCCAAACGUUUACGGCGACCUUCAUAACUUAGGUCACGUUGCUAUUUCUUAUUGUCACGAUCCAGAUCAUCGUUACUUGGAGAGGUUUGGUAUCAUGGGUGAUUCUGCGACUGCUAUGAGAGAUCCAAUAUUCUAUAGAUGGCAUGCUUUUGUUGACGAUGUUUUCCAAGAAUAUAAAAAUACUCUGCCUGACUACAGCGUGCAACAGUUGGACUUUCCGGGCAUUGAAAUAGGGGAUGUCAGAUUGACAACAAAUCAACAGCGCAACGUAUUGAACACUUUCUGGACCCAGAGCGUCGUCGAUCUGUCUCGUGGACUUGAUUUCACGCCACGUGGCCCAGUGCUUGCUAGAUUCACUCAUUUGAACCAUGCCGACUUUACGUAUACAAUUGUUGUCAACAAUCGCAACAGUGCGGUACGAAGAGGCACUGUCCGUAUUUUCAUUGCUCCUAGGGAAGACGAGCGUGGACUUCCUUUUAUGUUUAAACAACAAAAGAAUUUGAUGAUCGAAAUGGACAAAUUCACCGUGUCGCUUCGUCCAGGACAAAAUACAAUUGAACGCAAGUCAACGGAAUCCUCUGUAACUAUACCAUUCGAGAGAACCUUCCGGAAUUUAGACGACAGUAGACCGAUUAGUGGUGAUUCUCUGGAGCAAUUCAAUUUCUGUGGAUGUGGUUGGCCGCAUCACAUGUUAGUACCUAAAGGAAACAAGGAAGGCUACCCGAUGGAUCUUUUUGUUAUGGUCUCUGAUUACAAUAACGACGCUGUUCAACAAGACGAGUCGUCCUCUUGUAAGGAUGCCGUGAGCUACUGCGGGUUGAGAGAUAAAAAAUACCCAGAUGCUCGAUCCAUGGGAUUCCCUUUCGACCGUCAACCCCGUGCAGGUGUUGAAACUCUGGCACAGUUUCUCACUGGAAAUAUGGCAGUCACGGAAAUCAGCGUCAGAUUUACGGAUAACGUUGUGCCUAGAUCUAGAUCUGGAAGCAUGGGAAAUACGUUACUAUUUUCUUAAAUUGUGCUCGUGGAUUACACAUAUUCAUCAUCUUAUGUUACGUAUUUAUCAAGGAAUUUUAUCAGGGCCCUUUUAUGCAACGAUAACAUUUAGCUUUCUUAAAAUUUCAAUUAUUAUAGAUUAAGAAAGGAGAUGGAGUCGUGACAGUUAAAUAAUGUAAAAGAAAAUAGAUUAUAUAUAUAUGCAAUAAAAGAAAAAUAAAAAAUAUUUGGUGGGAACUAUUGUCACUAUUAACUUGAGCGUUUUACCACCGAUGGCGCCACUAAAUGAUUCUAAGGAACCAGUGGCGCCAUCUUACAGAAAUGGUGGGAACUAUUGUCACUAUAAACUUGAGCGUUUUGCCACCGAUGGCGCCACUGCUGCUACUAAAACCCGCUCACUGAGCGGCUUAGUGAACGGUGACCUUCCUGGAUCAAGCUCUUGUGGAAGGAUAAAAAAAAAUGUACAGCCUGUAACUUACAGGUGCCAACAACGCCAGAGAGAAAUGGCUAGAGUCUUACGAAAGGAGGAAGUUAGAAGAGAGUGGUGCGUAGGAAAGACAAGGAUAAAGCAAUUUGUGACGUCACGCUUGGUUGAACGCGUGAGCCUUCCCUGGCGAGUGGCAACCCUGUUCACCACACUUUGCUGGUGUUGCUUCUAAUUCCCUUCUAAUGCGCACUGUUUUUUCCGUCAGAAGAAUAUCUAAUACGAGCUUAAUAAAACUGGCGUCCUUAGUUAUCCUAAAGAAUGAUAUAAUACAAGUACAAAUGAAUUGAAACCACGCAUGGUUUCCUAUAGCUGCAAUACCAUACAUACAGUACUGCGCGCUCAGCUUUCUCCACUGCGCAUGCGGGAGCUGGAAGCAACACUAGUAGUGGUAUCACAAAUCUGUUUCCAAGGGAACCGAAUAAACAAAAAAACUUCUUUGUUACUUCCCAUUAAUAAUAUUCCCCGAAAAUAAUUAUAAAUAAAGAGACGACAUGGUUAAUUUCUUUGGAAACGAAGGUCGUAUUUCGUGGCAAGAUAAUUAUGCGUAAAUAAAGCAUCUUUGUAUCGCUUACAGUA